AUGGCGACCGCCGUCCCUGUGAGCCGCCAGAAGCUCAAGAUCGGCCUCAUUCCUGCGGAUGGUAUUGGGAAGGAAGUCAUCCCCGCCGCACGCGCUGCUAUCGAGGCUUUGGGCUCAGACAUUCCAAGCCAGAGCUUUGAGGUGUUCACACGUUCGGGGGAGGCUUUGCCGGAGGAUACGGUCAGUACGUCCCCGGCACUCCGGGAGUGCGAUUGCGCGCUGUUUGGUGCGGUCAGCUCUCCCGUGAGGAAAGUAACUGGCUAUUCUUCGCCCAUCGUAGCCUUGCGCAAGCAGUUGGAUCUCUACGCGAAUGUUCGACCAGUUAUAUCUGUCGCUGCUAAUCCCGAAGACAAGCCUAACGUCGAUCUCAUAGUCGUACGCGAGAACACGGAGUGCCUGUAUGUGAAGCAGGAGACAAUGACUGUUGGCGAACACGGCAGGGAAGCCCGCGCGACGCGUCUCAUCACCGAGCGCGCAUCCCACCGUAUUGGCAAGAUGGCGUUCGAGAUUGCCCUCGGUCGUCCGCGCAAGCUAGUGACUAUCAUCCACAAGUCAAACGUCCUCUCCGUCACAGAUGGCCUCUUUCGAGACGCCGUCCGCGGCAUCGAGGAGCAGAUCGUAGACAGUGCCGUAUACCGACUCUUCCGGGAGCCUCAGAUCUACGACGUCAUGGUUGCGCCAAACCUCUACGGCGACAUUAUCUCGGACGCAGCAGCAGCCCUCGUUGGUUCUCUGGGCCUCGUGCCCUCAGUGAACGCAGGCGACAACUUCGUCAUGGGUGAACCCGUCCACGGCUCGGCACCGGACAUCGCUGGCCGUGGCAUUGCCAACCCGCUCGCGUCCAUUCGCAGCGCAGCACUUAUGCUCCGCCACCUCGGAUACGCGGCGCCUGCGGACAGAUUGGACAAGGCGGUCGACGAGGUCAUCCGUGAGGGCCAGGUGCUGACGCCAGAUUUGGGUGGGAAGAGCAAGACGAGCGAGGUGCUCGAUGCGGUGCUCAAGCGGCUGUAG
Messenger RNA from Fomitopsis serialis, 1011 nucleotides. RefSeq names its product mitochondrial NAD-homo-isocitrate dehydrogenase LysB. Bases 1 to 1011 code for a protein of 336 amino acids. The record is from RefSeq and is a predicted model, not a curated record. Gene Ontology annotation, molecular function: NAD binding; isocitrate dehydrogenase (NAD+) activity; magnesium ion binding. Gene Ontology annotation, cellular component: mitochondrion. Lineage: Eukaryota; Fungi; Basidiomycota; Agaricomycetes; Polyporales; Fomitopsidaceae. Gene Ontology annotation, biological process: tricarboxylic acid cycle; isocitrate metabolic process. The transcript is spliced from 11 exons.